CCUAAUUUCGACAAUCGGAAUCGGAACCCAGAUAUGGGGAUUGAGUACUACAACAUCCUGAAAGUGAACCGCAACGCCAGCGACGAAGACUUGAAGAAAGCCUACCGGCGCCUCGCCAUGAUUUGGCAUCCCGACAAAAACGCCAACAAGCAGGAGGCCCAGGCCAAAUUCAAGCAGAUUUCCGAAGCCUACGAUGUACUCAGCGACCCUCAGAAGCGCCAGAUCUACGAUCUCUACGGCGAAGAUGGCCUCAAAUCGGGCGAAGAGGGCCUCAAAUCGGGCCAAUUCCCCCCUCAAAUCGGAACCCAGAUAUAGGGAUUGAUUACUACAACAUCCUGACAGUGAACCGCAACGCCAGCGACGAAGACUUGAAGAAAGCCUACCGCCGCCUCGCCAUGAUUUGGCAUCCUGACAAAAACGCCAACAAGCAAGAGGCCGAGACCGAAUUCAAGCAGAUUUCCGAAGCCUACGAUGUACUCAGCGGCCCUCAGAAGCGCCAGAUCUAUGAUCUCUACGGCGAAGAGGGCCUCAAAUCGGACCCCGCCCACCACCACCGCCCUCCUUCUCUCACAUCUGCAAUCAAUCACUUCCCGUAACAGGAAUUACAAAAAAAAAGAAAAAAAAGCCCCAAUUUCAACAAUCGGAAUCGGAACCCAGAUAUGGGGAUUGAGUACUACAACAUCCUGAAAGUGAACCGCAACGCCAGCGACGAAGACUUGAAGAAAGCC
Erythranthe guttata (spotted monkey flower) is the source of this 728-nucleotide messenger RNA. The record is from RefSeq and is a predicted model, not a curated record. Lineage: Eukaryota; Viridiplantae; Streptophyta; Magnoliopsida; Lamiales; Phrymaceae.